Malurus melanocephalus (red-backed fairy wren) is the source of this 8099-nucleotide messenger RNA. RefSeq names its product phosphatidylinositol-3,4,5-trisphosphate dependent Rac exchange factor 1 (gene PREX1). The transcript has 40 exons. The record is from RefSeq and is a predicted model, not a curated record. Gene Ontology annotation, molecular function: protein binding; guanyl-nucleotide exchange factor activity. Gene Ontology annotation, biological process: intracellular signal transduction. The annotation marks the transcript as partial. NCBI's taxonomy places the organism in Eukaryota, Metazoa, Chordata, Aves, Passeriformes, Maluridae.
GAAGCUGGAGUUUAAGACUGUGUGUGAUAUGAUUGUGUUCGGCAAGAACUUGUGUGCCGAGGAGGAAUGCCACAAUGAGAGGGAGGUUUUCUUUAGUCCAGGAAAUAAAAGAGUGAAAUCCAACUAUUUGAACAUAGAUCUUUUUUCAUCUCUGCAGGCAUUUCUUCACCGGAUCCGACAGAAUGCAGUGGACAAAGCUGAGAAGUACAUAACAGAGGAGAAUGUUAAGAUCUUAUUUUCUAACAUUGAAGACAUUCUUGGUGUUCACAAGGAGUUCCUGGCUGCCCUGGAAUUUUGUCUGCAACCAGAACCCCAGUCUCAGCAUGAAUUGGGAAAUGUUUUCUUAAAAUUUAAAGACAAAUUCUUUGUGUACGAGGAGUACUGCAGCAACCACGAGAAAGCACUCAGACUGCUGAUGGAAUUGAACAAGAUCCCAACAGUGAGAACAUUCCUUCUGGGUUGCAUGCUUUUGGGAGGCAGAAAGACAACAGACAUUCCACUAGAGGGUUACCUGCUGACUCCAAUUCAGAGAAUUUGCAAAUAUCCUCUUCUGCUCAAGGAAUUAGCUAAGAGGACUCCCUCUAAGCAUCCUGAUCAUCCAGCUGUCCAGAGCGCCUUGCAGGCAAUGAAGACAGUCUGCACAAACAUCAACGAGACCAAGAGACAGAUGGAGAAACUGGAAGCCCUUGAACAGUUGCAGUCCCACAUUGAAGGAUGGGAGGGGUCGAAUCUGACAGAUAUUUGCACACAGCUCUUGCUGCAAGGGACCUUGUUAAAAAUCUCAGCAGGAAACAUCCAGGAGAGAAUGUUCUUUCUAUUUGAUAAUCUCCUGGUCUAUUGCAAGAGGAAAUCCAGAGUUACUGGGAAAAAACCAUCUAAAAGGACAAAAUCAAUCAAUGGGUCCCUUUAUAUCUUCAGGGGCCGAAUAAAUACAGAAGUAAUGGAAGUAGAGAAUGUGGAAGAUGGAACAGCAGAUUACCACAGCAACGGCUACACGGURACAAAUGGCUGGAAGAUUCACAACACAGCCAAAAACAAGUGGUUUGUCUGUAUGGCCAAGACUGCAGAAGAUAAACAGAAAUGGCUGGAUGCUAUAAUCAAGGAAAGGGAGCAGAGAGAGAGUUUGAAACUGGGAAUGGAGAGGGAUGCCUAUGUCAUGAUUGCAGAGAAAGGAGAGAAGCUGUACCAAAUGAUGAUGAGCAAGAAAGUGAACCUUAUCAAAGAUAGGAGAAGAAAAUUAAGUACUGUUCCCAAGUGCUUUCUUGGCAACGAGUUUGUAUCCUGGCUCACUGAGAUUGGAGAGAUAAGCAAACCAGAGGAAGGGGUCAACCUGGGACAGGCACUGUUGGAAAAUGGAAUCAUUCAUCAUGUUUCAGAUAAGCACCAGUUUAAGAAUGAACAGGUGAUGUACAGAUUUCGCUAUGAUGAUGGAACAUACAAGCCAAGAAGUGAGUUGGAAGACAUCAUGUCCAAGGGGGUGAGGCUGUACUGCCGACUGCACUGCCUGUAUAAUCCAGUGGUAAAAGACCGUGACUACCACCUGAAGACCUACAAGUCAGUCAUCCCUGCAAGUAAACUAGUGGACUGGCUUAUUGCACAGGGAGACUGUCAGACUCGCGAGGAAGCUGUCGCUCUGGGUGUGGGACUGUGCAAUAAYGGCUUCAUGCAUCAUGUCCUGGAGAAAAGUGAAUUUAAGGAUGAGUCCUUAUAUUUCCGCUUUUAUGCUGAUGAGGAGAUGGAGGGCACCAGUUCCAAGAGCAAGCAAUUACGUAAUGACUUCAAGCUUGUGGAAAAUAUCCUGGGAAAGAAUCUUCUGAUUUUACCAGAAGAGGAUGACUAUGGAUUUGACAUAGAAGAAAAGAACAAAGCAAUUGUGGUGAAGUCAGUUCGACGAGGGUCUUCUGCUGAGAUGGCCGGCCUGCAAGCAGGAAGAAAAAUCUAUUCCAUCAAUGAGGAUUUAGUAUUCCUACGCCCGUUUUCAGAAGUGGAAACCAUCUUAUCCCARUCCUUCUGCUCUCGAAGGCCACUCAGGCUUCUGGUAGCCACCAAACCAAAAGAGGUUAUUAAAAUCCCAGAUUGUCCUGAAGCACUUUGCUUUCAGAUACGGGGAGCAGCACCACCAUAUGUUCAUGCAGUAGGAAGAGGUUCUGAGGCUGCAGCCGUAGGCCUUCAUCCAGGGCAGUGUAUUUUGAAAGUUAAUGGGAAUAAUGCAACACAUGGAAAUUACAAGGACGUUCUGGAGCACUUCACAGCCUACAGGACCAGGCAACAGGAAGUGUUGGGGUUGUACCAGUGGGUGUACAGAAGUCAUGAAGAUGCCGAAGAGGACAGAGUUCAGCAAGCAACAUCCCCUGCAUGUCUGAGUGGCAGUCGCCCGUGCUCCAGCAAAGACAAUCCUGCAGUAGAAGCAUGUGCAGAAUUGGAUCCCCCUCAAAGCAGCCAACAGGAAUCAGCCCAGACAACACAGACUGUUAUUUCUCCACUGGUCAUUGGUGAAGAAACCGCUCUCAUCAGCCUGACUGUGGAUAACACCCAUCUGGAGCAUGGGGUGGUGUAUGAAUAUGUCAGCAGUUCAGGAAUCAAAUCCUUUGUCUUGGAGAAAGUUGUGGAACCAAAAGGUUGCUUCAAUCUCACUGCAAAGAUUUUGGAGGCGUUUGCUGCAGAGGACAGUCAUUUUGUAAGGAAUUGCGAAAGACUCAUAUCCCUAAGCAGUGCUGUGGCCACCAUGCCCCAGUAUGAAUUCCGGCAAAUCUGUGACACUAAGCUGGAAAGCAUUAGCAGGAGGCUCACGAACUACCAAGAGUUUGCAGAAGAGUUGAAAACAAAGGUGAGCCCAGCCUUUAAACAAGCCAUUAUGGAAGCACAUUCCCUCAACAGCAUGGAUUUCUGCCCCACCAACUGCCAUAUUAACCUCAUGGAAGUAUCAUACCCCAAAAGCACUACCUCAGCAGGGCGAUCGUUCAGUAUUCGCAUUGGACGGAAACCUUCAAUUAUUGGUCUUGAUCCUGAACAAGGUACCUUAAAUCCAGUCUCAUAUACUCAACAUUGCAUCACUACUAUGGCGGCACCAUCCUGGAGAUGUCCUGCCCCAGAAGAUGGAGAUCCCGAUGGUAGCUUUGGCCAGCAGAAUGGAGGAACAAUUCAGGAGGAAAGGGGACUCAGUUUUCUGUUGAAACAGGAAGAUUGGGAGAUGCAGGACUCCUACUUGCACCUUUUUAACAAACUUGACAUCGCAGUGAAGGAAAUGAAGCAGUAUGUCAUUCAGAUAAAUAAACUUCUAUCCACCAUAACAGAACCUACAGAAGGUGGUGCCUCUGAGCCACCAUCUGCUGAGGAGAUAUCUUCACCCUCCCUGGGAACAGAGGAGAAUGAUCCCGACAAAGCUGAGCACGGUGGAAUCAAGAAGGUCUGCUUCAAAGUUUCUGAGGAGGACCAGGAAGACUCUGGACAUGACACAAUGAGUUUCAGAGAUUCCUACAGUGAGUGUAACAGUAACCGCGACUCGGUGCUGUCCUACACCAGCGUGCGGAGCARCAGCUCCUACCUGGGCAGUGACGAGAUGGGCUCAGGAGAUGAGCUUCCCAAUGAUAUGAGGAUACCUUUAGACAAGCAAGACAAACUUCAUGGCUGUCUGGAACACCUUUUUAACCAGGUUGAUGGAAUCAAUGCACUUCUAAAAGGACCAGGAAUAACUAAAGCCUUUGAAGAAACCAAGCACUUUCCAAUGGACCACAGUUUGCAAGAAUUUAAACAGAAGGAAGAAACCACAGUUAGGUGUCGGAAUAAUAUUCAAGCCAGCAUUCAGGAAGAUCCAUGGAACCUUCCAGUGCGCAUCAAGAACCUCAUUGACAUCAUACAGAAACAUGUGGAAGAUGGGAAGAAUCAGCUGCUUUUGGCCUUGUUAAAAUGCACAGAUACUGAGCUACAGCUGAGACGUGAUUCCAUCUUCUGUCAGUCUCUUGUGGCUGCUAUUUGCACCUUUUCAGAGCAGCUACUGGCUGCUCUCAACUGUCGAUACAACAACAAUGGCGAAUAUGAAGAGAGCAGCAGAGAUGCCAGCAGAAAAUGGCUGGAACAGAUAGCAGCCACUGGAGUUUUAGUGAACUACCAGUCUCUUCUCUCCCCCACCGUGAAAGAGGAGCGCACCAUGCUGGAAGACAUUCAGGUCACUCUGGCUGAACUAGACAAAGUUGCCCUAUUUUUCAAGCAGCUUGAUGAAAAUCUUGUAGCAAAUACUCAUGUCUUCUACCACAUCGAAGGAAGUCGUCAGGCCUUGAAGGUUAUCUUUUAUCUUGACAGCUUCUACUUCUCCAAACUGCCUGCUCGGUUUCAGAAUGGGGGAACCUUGAAACUGCACACAGUGCUCUUUACAAAAGCUCUGGAGAGUAUGGAAGGGCAAUCACAACCAGCUGGCUCAUCUCCAGAAGACCUCCCACAGCAAAUUAAUGGAAUUUCACUUGAAAAAGUGCAGCAAUAUUACCGUAAACUCAGGACAUUUUACCUAGAGAGAUCAAACUUGCCCACUGACUCCAAUACUACUGCAGUGAAGAUUGACCAGCUUAUUCGCCCUAUCAAUGCAAUGGAUGAGCUUUGCAGGCUGAUGAAGUCUUUCAUUAGUACAAAAGCAGUGCAGUCAGGAUGUUCCAGCAGUGCCACAUCAGGAGCUGGCCUGCUGCCCAUAUCCUCUGAGCUCUGCUACCGGCUGGGAGCCUGUCAGAUCACCAUGUGCGCCACCGGAAUGCAGAGGAGUACACUGAGUGUCUCCCUGGAGCAAGCAGCCGUGCUGGCUCGCAGCCACGGACUCCUGCCCAAGUGCAUCAUGCAAGCUACAGACAUCAUGCGAAAGCAGGGACCAAGGGUUGAAAUCUCUGCCAAGAAUCUGAAAGUAAUGGACCAAAUGCCACAGUGUGCACCUCGACUCUACAGGUUGUGCCAGCCGCCUGCAGAUGGGGAUUUCUAGAAGGGAGAGGCCCCUCCUGGCAGCCCCAGGAGCCCCACAGGGCUCUGAGAGCCCUGGCCCAGGAGCCACCGCUGGACCCAAUGGUGCUCCUGUGCUCGGGAGGAGAGGGCACCAGAAAUCUGCCUUUGAACUCCUGCAGCCCAUGGGGGAUUCGUGUCUUUCUUUGACUUCUUGAAGAAAUUCUUGAAACAGAUACCACAGGCAAGAAUGGAUGCUGCUGCCAUUUGCCAGUUGCCUGGACAAGGACUGUUAUUCUUCAGGAACGUGUGGUUUUAUUGGUGACUUGUUUGUGCAACCACCUGCAAGUUGUGGACUGCAAGAUAACUUCGUAGUUCAGAAAAUCCUGAUGGACACAUUCCUCUCUCCCUGUAUUGCACCUGGCAUCCAUUUAACUGCCAGCAGGAUUUUGGUCAAUGCUCUUUAGCAGUAGCCUCCAUAAACGCCUCUUUUUCAUAAACUGACCUGCACUUUUCAGCAAAGAACAGCACAAUCUAUGUUUUUUUUCAAAUAGGAACAUAAAGAAUUUCUUCUGGAAUAAUUUUCCAGUUCAGCCCAGUGAGAGAAUCUCUCUAUGCUGCAGAAUAUGCAUUUCAUAAUACUUACCAUUACUUCAUUUUACUUACUGUAGCUUUCAAGUUUUUGAUUAACUCUUUUUACUAAUGCCCUGUGAUUAUGUACUCCGGAAUACAAUGCUAGUGAAGAGCAGUGUAGGAUUUUUAGGAAAACUUUACAAAGAAAAAAAUACAGUCUUACAAUCUGAUUAUUUGAACAGAUGUAGUUUUUAAAACAGAUCAGAAGAACUAUACUUAUUUAUGUGGAGUGGAAUAAUAUUUGUUUUCGAUCAUGUUAUUAUAUAUACAAGAUUAAAAUAAAAAUUAUAUUGUUUUAAAUGGGACCAAUAUGCUGGCAGUUUCACAGCUACUCCCAGUUUACUGAAAGAAAUCUACAUUAUUUAAAACCUUCAAUAUUUAAGCAGUCUUUAAUACAGUCGUUAAGAUGUAUUAGGGAUGCUUUUAAGUUAAAAGAAAAAAAGGAACUGUAUAUAUAAUGUGCUUUAUUUUUUCUUGUUUGAAAAUCGUUCUCCAUUCUGUCAGUAUUACCCUAAGCACUGUAAUUUUUUCCAAAUUACUGGCUGAAACUAAUCAAAGCAUGUCAGCAGUCUCAGGACAGAAAUAAUGUUCUUUUGGAGUGAGUGCCUUAACAUGACCAACCCUCCCUAACCUAGCAGGUGUACAGGAAAGUUCCCCUUUGCUCUGUUUCUCCACAGCCUCCUUUAAACCAGCUGCAGUCAGGAGAGCCAGGAGUGCUUUGCAGUAAUGUACAUUUUAGCAAAUAAAGGUUUGGGGGGUUUUAUUUGUGUUGUUGUCUGUUUUAAAAAAUUUCUUACUUUUAUCUGUUUCCUCUGACCUAGAGCAACUUGUUAAAGGGAACAAGAAUAGCCCCUGGAUUGCCAGCUGUGGGAUACAAGGAUUUGGUGCUAGGUGUCGGUUCUGGACUGCAGCCAGACAAGCAGAUCACUAUUUCAAUGUGCUUUUUGUUAAUUUUGGAGAAGUUACUCUUACCAUUUGGUAUUUGAAGAAGAAAUGGAUGUUUCUGCACUGAAUCCUCAAUAUAAAAUGUACUUAGUACUGUAAGAACUAAGGAAUAGGAAGUCCCGAAAGUAAAAAAGAACCCAUCAGGUGUCCCUAUCAGCUGUGCUCCCUGCUGCAGCCUGCGCUAUCCAGGGGCAUUUACACUGUGCACUGGUUUACACUGAAAUGUGUAUGUUAUUCUCACUGAAAACCUGAUAGAAGUUUUUAUUAUUAAAAGUUGGUUUAUCUUACAAGGAAAGAAAGUAUGAGCUUAUUUUCUGUUACACCCUUUAGUUCUUAGCCCUGCAUUCUGGUAAGCAGUAUAUCAAGUUCUGGUACACUUGCAUGGUGAGGGGAGGAGUCAGAAGUUUAAAUGGUAAGGGGAAAGCUGGGUUUGAAUUCAGCUCAAGCUGGCAGUGUAGAGCUGAACUCUUCCUGUUUGUGCAGUCCCCUAAAGCUGUGGGGGAGAGAUCACAGGCUCCUGUUAAGGUAGAAAAGAAAAUCUGGUUUAAUCCUGUAAAAUUGUGGGGUUUGAAUCCUGUGCUGGGAAAGAACAGACUCAAGUGGAAAAAGAAGAGGGCAAUGCACAAACCAAUCUGCAAGCAAAUAGAUAUUAGGUCUGCAGAAUUUCCAGGACUAAAAGUGAAGUAAGAAUCAAGCCUGGCACAACAGAACAAGUCCAUGUUUUGUAGAUUUAGAACAUCUGAUACAAUGGAAGUAUGGGAAAUGUGGAAAAUGGUCAGGAUGUAGAACAUGGUAACUAUAGCAGCUUGGUGAUGAGGUAUAUGGGGCUGGGUGGCAGCUGUGAGUGGAAUUUCUUAUGUAUGUGUCUUAUUACUGAAUUUGCUAAAAAUUUUCAUUAACCACUGAAUCACAGAUAUUAGCAGGCUGAGGUGAUGCUGAUUUGGGAGACACUAAUCUUGCGGGGGAUCCUGGUACACACACAGAAAAAUGCUGAAGGACUUCCAGCGCUGAAGGGGAUGAAAUGAGUGGGCCUAAAUGUUCCAGUAAAAAUGUUAGCUCAUGCACUUGAAGACUGAACAAAAUAUUUUGCUGUUAUUUCUUGUUAAUUGGUAGUUAAAGGACCAUUUCACAAGAUGACGCAGAAGCAAUUUGAUAGAAUCAUGAAAGCUCAGCCUACACUAGGAGACAAGCGGUCAAUUAUGAUGGAGAAAUAUUCAAACCUCUCUGCUGAGGCCAAAUAAUUAAGUGAAAAUGCAGUAGCUAGGUGUUGAGGAAAACAGAUGCCUUUGUAAGAAAAUGAUAAUGAGAAAGGUAAAGACAGUUCAAUCUGAACAUAAAUACAGCCUGAAGGAGAAAAAGGGGUAGAAGUGAUCAGGGAUAAAUAUUGUCUGAAAGCUUUUCCUCCAUCAGGCUCUGACAAAAAAAUGAAGUAGCUUGUACAUAGCAGGUUGUAAAGGCUGAAGCAGUGCCUGGUGCAGCAGGAGAUCAUGCAAACUUCAACUUCUGAUUAUCAUGGAUUCUCUGAGGAGCUAAAAGGUGAGAAACGUGAAACUGGUCAGUGUAGAAAAUGUAAACUGAACUUGUAAACAUUGCGAAAAGUUAAU